This is a messenger RNA of Spirodela intermedia, 783 nucleotides long. The record is from the annotation of a GenBank genome assembly. Lineage: Eukaryota; Viridiplantae; Streptophyta; Magnoliopsida; Alismatales; Araceae.
AUGCCGUCCGACGAGUCCGUAUUCUCCGCUGCCGUGGGCAUCCUCUACGUUACCUGCCCUCUAAUCUUCCUUUACCUCCAGUUCUGCACAGUCCCCUACGGCCGCCAUGCCCGCCCCGGCUGGGGUCCCCCGCUCCCGCCCGCCGCUGCCUGGUUCCUCAUAGAGAGCCCCACCAUCUGGCUGACCCUCCUCCUCCUCCCCCACGGUCGCCAUCUCUCCCAUCCGCUAGCUCUCGCCAUCAUCUCCCCCUUCCUCCUGCACUAUCUCAACCGCACCGUCGUCUACCCCAUCCGCCUCCUGCGCAGCGGCACCAAGGCGGGCUUCCCCCUAUCCGUCGCUGCCGUCGGCUUCUGCUUCAACCUUCUCAACGCCUACGCCCAGACCCGCUCGGUCACCCACUACGCGCACUAUCCGCCGGCCGGAGACGUCGGCUGGUGGAUAUGGGCACGGGUGGCGGCGGGGCUAGCCGUGUUCCUGUGGGGGAUGGCGGUGAACGUCUCGUCGGAUCUGGCCCUGCUGAGGCUGAAGAAUACUGCGGGCGGCGGCUACAAGGUGCCGGAGGGCGGAUGGUUUGAGCUCGUGGCCUGCCCCAACUACAUGGGGGAGGCGGCGGAGUGGCUGGGCUGGGCUGUGGCGGCCUCCACGCCGGCGGCGCUGGCCUUCUUCCUCUACACCUGCGCCAACCUCUUCCCCCGGGCCUCCUCUCACCGCCGCUGGUAUCUGCAGAACUUCGGCCACCGCUACCCGCCGUCCAGAAAGUCCAUCAUACCCUUCGUCUUCUAA